Pocillopora meandrina is the source of this 4172-nucleotide messenger RNA. The record is from the annotation of a GenBank genome assembly. Lineage: Eukaryota; Metazoa; Cnidaria; Anthozoa; Scleractinia; Pocilloporidae.
AUGCACCUCAGCAUAAUAUCUCUUCUUUGCACCGUUGCCUACGGCAUAAGCCGUAUUUCAGGUCCAAAUGUCAAGGCUGUUUACUUUGCUGAGAAGAUAAAAGGACAAAUGCUGAACGGGAGCUUGAUAAGAAAUAUACAAGUGGAUUUGGAAAGUUCCUGUCAGCUUGAGUGUGUAAAUGAAGAGCGAUGUCAGUCUUACAACUUUGGAACCAUAAAGGGCGACUCAAACAAAUUCAAGUGUCAACUAAGCGACUCUGAUCGAUUUGCUGGAUUUGUUAAAUUUAUUGAGGAUAAAGAUUUCAUUUACAGGGGAAUAAAGGUAAGCUAACAAAAUCUGUCACUUUGUGUUUAAUCGAGACGGAGUUUCUUUAAAAUAUUGAUUAACUUUAAAGUAUUUAAGUUUCAUUUCUUAUUUUUUUCUCCUUGACGAAAGUAACUUGGUCCCACGCUUUAACUUAUCGGCAAAAGAAGAUCCGACAACGAUCGUGAUAGAAAUUAGUCCGCUGUUAGCGUUAAGGUAAAGAGACUCGACUAACAAAAAAAGCUGGGUUUUCGUGAAAAAUGAUUUAGAUGACUUUGAGGUCAUUUUGGCGAUGAAUACCUGCUGAGAAGCUAUUAAAGACAAUAUAAAUUGGUCUGAUAUAUACUGGCAAAAAUAGAGCCUUCAUCCUUGCUUUUCUUUUGAAGUAAAUCUUUCAAGUGAACUAGUCGCGUUUUGAUAUCCAAAAGGAAAGGAUAUGUAUUCUGUUGCGCUUCGGAAUAAAAUUGUCACAUAUUGUAGGAAGACUUGGUUUAUUUAUUAAGGGGACUCACUCAUGGCUAUAACCACCGUCAGUGAUGAUAAAAAGAUACUGAUAAAAGUAAUGAUUGUGGCAGUGACGAUAAUAAUAACUUCUAUUCAUCAUCACACCAUCAUCACCAUCAUCAUUAUUUAUACCAGAAACCUAACAUACGAGGUCUCUCUUUUCCUAAGAAAGAGAGUUGUAUACAGUCUCAUCGACUUUGUUUACUUCCCAACCUACUACAAGUUUCCUGUUGCACGUAACAGGGUGCACAAGCCGAAGACCGUAUCGCAAAGUAAUUUGUGCAAAUCCUGUCCGCAACAAAAUGAGUGUCCAUCCUUCGAAUAUCCCUGUGCCAUUGAAAGAAACGAACUCCUUUGACUUACAAAUGUGUAGGAGUUUACUUGACACAACUUUUCUCUCUAGAGCUCGUGUGAAGAGGACAGUUUCCAAUGUGGUGAUCAUAGUAUAUGCGUUCCCAACUAUCAAGAUGACAGCGUUCGAUGCCAGUGUAAGCACGGCUUCACAGGAAAACCUUGCGGUAGGUAUAUAUCCCUUUACUUAGUCAUGGAAAAAGCCUCCAUAAUCACAUAAAGAGGUGAGCUUGAAUAGGUUCUUUUGUUUCCUCGCAAUAGAACCAAAAAGCUGCUCUCAAUUGUUUCAAGAUGGUUUCAAUUCUAGUGGCGUGUACACCAUCAAUCCAGAUGGCGGCAAACCAAUCCAGGUGUUUUGUGACAUGACCACAGACGGUGGAGGCUGGACCGUUUUUCAGAAACGCUUGGACGGCUCUGUUGACUUCUAUCUUCAAUGGGAAUCCUACAAAAACGGCUUCGGGAGUCUGAGCGGAGAGUUCUGGCUUGGAAACGACAAUCUUCACCGUUUAACAGCCGCUGAUGACGUUAUGUUGAGAGUUGAUCUGGAAGACUUUGAAGGGAACAUCACGUACGCUGAGUACACGAAUUUCAGUGUGGCAGACGAAGCUGACAAGUACCGGCUUUUGAUUGGGGGAUACAAGGGCACCGCUGGUGACUCUAUGACGGCACAUAGGUAAGAAAGGAAUUCAGGUUGACUGAGAGAGAAUCCAUUUCCAACCGCGGGAAGCAUGUUUCGACUAGGGGUGUAGCUUUAGAAAUUCAUAUCGAAGGGAACUAAUCAUGAACGGCUUAUCACAUCUAGUUUGAAUUUUGUAUCUUAGAGAAACAUUCUCAGAUAAAACAAAUGAAAACGUCUAGCUUUGAUGUUUAUUUUGGGAGUUUUAUGUUUUAUUGGUCACCAUCUUCGUUUAAAUUUUGAAUCAUUCUGCAAUCGCUAUUAAGUUUAAUUACAUAGGUUCUACGUCCAACAAAAACUGCACGACUGUCAGGUUUUUUCUCUCUAUCCUGUUCUAUCGAGCUGACUGGUUUCAUCGUUCAUUAUCAUGAGAGAAACUCCGGUAUCAACAUAGUGUCAACAAAGUAGAGGCAUUCUGUAUUGAAAUUUAAAGAUACGACGGUGGAAAUAGAAAAGAAAAAAAGAACUUUUGACGGACUAAACGAUUGAGGUUUAGAACGAUUAGAUGCUGAAAUAGAAACAAAACGAAAUAAAAAAACCUAUUGAAAAAUAAGGAAACGGCCUUUUUGCACUAACGGGCAAACUUUUUGCUUCGUCUGUGGCAUCCGCAUCAAAAAAAUUUCAAAGCCGUCAAAUUCCGUCAGCGCCUGGUAUGUUCUUAAGACCGGCCAGCCGAGUUUGCCAAAAGAUUAAACCUCCAAUUUCCAGGAUUUGUCCAAGUUUUUUUAAAAUUUUGAGUCCUCGUGUUUUGCAACAAAAGGUUAUUAUUGCCUUCCUACUCUAUUGAUUUCAGUUCAUUUACAGGCUAGUCUUAGCUUUUAUGACAAAUGAUCGACAAGUUUAUCACGGUUUUGUUUAUUCAGUCGAUUUUGUUCAGUUUUUAUCUGGGACAAAUCUUGUCGGCGGUGCGUUAGAAGAUUUAUCUGCCUCGGACAAAAUUUGUCAAAUCACGACAAACCAUCUGCACUUGCAAAAUGUUGAUGAUGACAGAAAACAACUUAUUCGCUAGUGCUAGGCUCUUACUGAUAGUGCUAGUACUUUUUAGGCAUUAUUUGGCUUCGCGAGCAUUUUUUUUUUACAUUUUAUUCCAAAAAGCACUGCUAGCAUUAUUUUGAAUUUCCGACUGAUUGUUUGUAUAAUUUUGUGUAAAAAAGCACAAUCUGACUUUAUUAAUGUCGUCCAAAGCCUCAUUUUGCCCUCAUUUUAGUCAAAGGAGCCGAGGAGGCUUGAGAAAUAGGUUUGAUAGGUCAGCGGUUGCCUUCUAGAAACCCAGUUCACCACACUCUUUCCAAGAUGGCGUCAUCCACGUUGUCAUCGAGGGACAAUGGAAGUCAGCCAGCCAAGGCAGAGAUAGCUCGAGAGCCAUCAAUCAGUGAAAAAAAUAAGACUAUAAAAAUAUUCUAUGUUUAAAAAAUCGGGAAAAAAGUGAGCAUUUUUAUGUAACCCACGAGAAAUUUUGUAAAAAAUUGGCAUUUUUUAGCUUUUUUUUGGCAAAAAAAAAGCACUGCUUUAAACAUUUAAUGCUUUUUUUACGAGCACUAUCGGUAAGAGCCUAGCUAGUGCGGAAAGGCCCUAACUUUAUAUAUGCAAGGAACUGAUAAACCAAGAUACUUUCGUGAGCCUCAAACUAACUACAUCAACGUACACUUCUAGUAAUAUGUGAGACUUACGUGAGUAAGAUUGAGAUCUCAACAGUUUUUCAAGAUUCCAAUCUCAUAAGUCACGUGAUUUGAUUACGUAAUCCAAUAACAUAGACUGCCAAGAAUGUGCCACCUUUGCUUUAACACCCGCAAAUAGAUAAACGUUCAAAGCUUCUUGAAAAAGGACGAUAAACCGUAGGCCCCCGUCUCCUGCAUCUUCUCUCUACUGGUCAGCAGGGGGUGUUAAAGAACCCACGUACUUUUCGCAAAGAGAAGAGAAAGAAAUUCCCUGUGUUUUGGUCUGGCCUGGUUGUUAUUAGUUUGUAUAGGCUACCAUCCAAACCAGCUCUAAAGCUGAACUUGGUCAGCCUGUAUAAAUAUCGUGAAUAAAUAAAAAAUAAUUUUUGCUUUCUAUGUGUCUAAACAUGGUGAAAACAAGCUUACAUGAAAUUUGAUUUCAUUUCAGCAGUAUGAGGUUUUCUACGAAUGAUCAAGACAAUGACCCAGAUAGCAGCCACCACUGCUCCCAACACUUCAAGGGAGCCUGGUGGUACAGAAGCUGUCAUUACUCCAAUCUAAACGGAUUGUACCUCAAUGGCUCCCAAGUGUCUUUUGCUAAUGGGGUCAACUGGCAUUCUUUCAGAGGCUAUCGUUACUCACUAAAACGCACCGAGAUGAAAGUGAGAACCAAAGUUUAA